Molecule: messenger RNA, 1585 nt
Organism: Puccinia graminis f. sp. tritici CRL 75-36-700-3
Lineage: Eukaryota; Fungi; Basidiomycota; Pucciniomycetes; Pucciniales; Pucciniaceae
Exons: 12
Coding region: 8-1585 (525 amino acids)
Biological process (GO): transmembrane transport; amino acid transport
Cellular component (GO): membrane
Molecular function (GO): transmembrane transporter activity
Source: RefSeq, a predicted model, not a curated record
GGCAAUCAUGACCACUUCAUUUCAUCCACCACCGCCAACACCCACACGAAUCGAUCUAACCGGAAUGAUGGAGGAGGCUGUCGAAGCAGAAAACAUGGAAGAUAAAAAACUCCGACAUAUGAGUAAAGAUGACCAAGCAUUGGCUAAACUAGGCUAUAAAUCUGAAUUCAAGCGUGAGUUUGGAUACUUUGGAACAUUAUCCUUCGCGUUUUCGGUCGUCGGUUUGAGCUCUUGUGUCACAAGCACCUUCAACACGCCCUUUCUGUCAGCUGGGCCGGCUGCAGUAAUAUGGUGUUGGUUGAUUGGUUCAGUGAUGUGUAUGACUAUCGCAGCCUCCGUCGCCGAGUUAGUAUCUGCAUUCCCAACUUCCGGAGGACUGUAUAGUGCGUCGGCCUUCUUAGUCCCGAAAAGAUUCAAAGCCCCCGUUGGCUUUCUAGUGGGUUGGUUGAGCAUCUUGGGACAGAUCGCCGCGGUGGCGAGUGCUGAGUUUGCGUUGAGUCAGAUGAUUUGGUCGGCUUAUACGAUCUCGCAAGAUGGGAAUUAUUCGCCCACAAAAUUAGAGAUCGUCGGAGUCUUUGGGAUUCUACUGCUCAUCCAUGGCUUGAUGAAUUCAGUGGCCACGAGGAUCAUGGCCAAAUUAACACGAACCUUUAUCUUCUUCAACUUCGGAGGCACCUUUGCGAUUAUCCUAGCUCUUUGUCUGAGUGGACCGCCCAAACAAAGCUUUGAAUAUGUGUUCACUAAGAUCGUCAAUCGGACUGGCUGGGACUCAACUCCUCUGGCUUUCAUGAUGGGCAUUCUGAGCUCUGAAUGGACGUUGAGUGAUUAUGAUGCAACAGCACACAUUUCCGAAGAAAUCAAAAAUCCAGCGGUGGCAGCACCUCUGGCGAUCAUGACGGCCAUCAGCGUCAGCGGAGUCUUGGGCUGGUUCCUGAAUCUAGUCCUAGUAUUAUAUUCCCCAGAUAUAGCCUCCUUGACUACACCAUCAUCAAGCCAAUCGAACGAUGUGGGCACCGGGUUAUUCUACUUCACCUGGACCUUGAUCUGUAUCAACGCAUUUUUCCAAGUCAAUGUAGUCCUGCAAGCUUGCUCGAGAACGUUGUUCGCUUUCAGCAGAGAUGGCGGCCUCCCCGACCGUCAAUUCUUUGGAAAAUUAUCCAAGCGGACUAAGAUCCCCUUCCGGUCCGUUUGGGUAGUCAUUCUUAUCUCUCUCUUCUUUGGAUCGCUGGAUUUCGUCUCCACCGUCGCUGUCAACGCCGUCUUCAGUGUUUGUACGAUUGCCUUAGAUUCUUCGUAUGCAAUCCCGAUAGCGAUGAAGAUGAUUUUCAAAAACCAUGCAGAUGUGAAAUUUAAGCCAGGUCCAUUCAGUUUAGGCAAUGGGAUCAUCAUGUGGUCGAUCAACUCGAUCUCGGUCUUAUGGGUGAUUUUCAUCUCGACCAUCUUAGCCUUGCCAAUGGUCCAACCGGUGACUGUAGAGAAUAUGAAUUAUUCCUCAAUCAUCACCGUGACAGUGAUCGUUUUAGCCAGCACAUGGUACUAUCUGCACGCCUUCAAAUGGUACAAAGGUCCCAAAUCCAACCUCUGA